Messenger RNA from Xenopus laevis (African clawed frog), 2385 nucleotides. It is a transcript of the gene lpcat3.S, whose product is annotated as lysophosphatidylcholine acyltransferase 3 S homeolog. Gene Ontology annotation, molecular function: acyltransferase activity; lysophospholipid acyltransferase activity; acyltransferase activity, transferring groups other than amino-acyl groups. NCBI's taxonomy places the organism in Eukaryota, Metazoa, Chordata, Amphibia, Anura, Pipidae. The record is from RefSeq and is marked provisional. Gene Ontology annotation, biological process: lipid modification; phosphatidylcholine biosynthetic process. Gene Ontology annotation, cellular component: membrane; endoplasmic reticulum membrane.
GCGGGGAGCGGGGCGUGGCUAUGCGGAAGCGAUCCUGGCUGGGCGUGGCCCGUGUGAGGGGGCUCCGGGUACGAGUCAGGCCUGUCGGGGAGAGGAAAGAUGGCGGCGGCCGGGGGUUCCGUGUUGAACCAAGUGGCGGAGGCUCUUGGGGCUUCGGAGCCGGCGCUGAAACUCAUUCUGUCCAUAUUCCUUGGAUACCCCUUGGCUUUAUUCCAGAGAUAUUUUCUGUAUAAGAAGGAGCCGUCCCACAUCCACCUGUUUAACACAGUCACCGGACUCGGCAUCGCCUAUUUCAACUUCGGAUCUCAGCUGUACCAUUCGCUGCUAUGUGUCGUACUGAAUUUCCUCAUUCUGAGGCUCAUGGGAAGGACCAUAACUGCUGUAUUAACAAGCUUCUGCUUCCAAAUGGGCUACCUACUUUGCGGGUAUUACUACACAGCCACAGAAAAUUAUGACAUCAAGUGGACAAUGCCUCAAUGUGUUCUUACCCUCAAACUCAUAGGGCUCACCUUUGACUAUUACGAUGGUGGCAAAGAGCAGGAGUCACUUACAGAGGAGCAGAAGCGCUUUGCAGUGCCUGGUGUCCCUUCGCUCAUUGAAGUCUGUGGCUUUUCCUAUUAUUACGGCGGGUUCUUAGUGGGGCCUCAGUUUUCUAUGUGCAGCUAUCUGAAGCUGGUGAGAGGAGAGCUGACUGAUGUCCCCGGACAGAGACCAAACAGCAUCGGGCCUGCCAUGAAUCGUCUCUGCCUUGGACUCUUUUCCCUGGUCAUCUACACAGUGUUUGGACCCCACCUGCCUGAUAGCUACUUCCUAACCGACGAGUUUGCGAAUCAGCCAUUCUGGUAUCGCUGUGCUUACAUUCCCAUCUGGGGCAAGGUCAUACUAUAUAAGUAUGUCACAUGUUGGCUGGUGACGGAAGGGGUGUGUAUUCUGUCGGGCCUGGGGUACAAUGGAAAAGAUGAUACAGGGAGGGCCCAAUGGGACGCCUGUGCCAACAUGAAGGUGUGGCAAUUUGAGACAACCCCCCUAUUCACAGGAACAAUUUCCAGCUUCAACAUCAACACCAACGCUUGGGUGGCAAGAUACAUCUUCAAGCGCCUCCGUUUCCUGGGCAAUAAAGCAAUUUCUCAAGCCGCUGCUCUGUUCUUCCUGGCCAUCUGGCAUGGGCUACACUCUGGCUACUUCAUCUGCUUCUCCCUCGAGUUUCUAAUUGUUAUAGUGGAGAGACAGGCAGUGGAGCUGAUAAGGGAUAGCCCCCUGCUCUCACACAUCUGCUCCAUACCUCUACUGCGCCCUGUCAUAUAUGUGCUCCAGCAGUGUAUCCAUUGGCUCUUCAUGGGGUACCCACUGAUUCCGUUCUGCCUUUUUACCUGGGACAAGUGGCUCAAGGUCUACAUGUCGGUCUAUUUCAUAGGCCACGUGUUCUUUCUAUUGUUGCUCUUUGCACUGCCUUAUCUGCGCAGAGUCCUGGUGCCACGGAAGGACAAGCAGAAAUCUCAGUGAUGAUUGUACACCACUCCUUGCCCAUUGGAGACGCUGGUCACACAACUGCUCUUUGUUAAGGGCGGCUCAAUCCAUGCUGGAUGGGGUUGAAUAAGGUUGACUUGAGGGAAGGGCAUUAACACUGCCAGGGAUGCUGAAAAAUGCUAUAAUUAGUUAUUUUUUAAUUACAAAAUGAUUAUCAGCACUGGUAACCCUGUGGGGGGAAAACAGAAUCCCCCCCAUUUUAUAGACUUUUCUACCUUCUGCAGAACUUUCCUGGACACUCUACUUGAACUUUUUAGACUUUUGAAGACCCCUUAUUGCCGACAGCAGAGUGUAAGUGCCCCACCAACGCUGGAGCUUGCACUCGUUCAUCAUCAUCAGAUUAUUGUCUGUUCCCGGCCUCAUUUCAAAGUGCAGCUAUAACAGAGGAGGGUUUAUAUGAUCUAUUUUUCCUAUACUAAUGAGUAGCCUUGAUACAUCACUGGGAGGCGUCUCGGGUCAUGGACAACAUGAUUAAUGUGGGAAUUAAUGUACCAAUGGAAGCGGCUCUUGUGUAUCCAUAACAACACAUCUUCCAAUCAGAGCACCCCUGGAUUGUGUUGCUGAAUAGCGCUCUCUGAUUGGAUUAUGUUGUUAUGCGAUAGCUGAGCCUCUCCACAGCUGAAUCCUGCCUUUUAUAGAUCCAAAAGCACCAGAGUUGCAAUAAAGCACUCGGCCAAGUAAACCCUCCUUUGCCACAUGUUUAAUGGGAUCCUGACAGCAAUGAAUCAAACCAGAGUGCAUGGUGUGUGUGUGUAAAUGCACAAAUGCAGUUCAUUAUAUGUACUGUAUAUAUACACAGAUGUGUAAUACCACUGCAGAUGUUAUUGUUUUUUAAUGAAUUAAUUAAAAAAAAAAAAA